Messenger RNA from Acaulospora colombiana, 234 nucleotides. The record is from the annotation of a GenBank genome assembly. NCBI's taxonomy places the organism in Eukaryota, Fungi, Glomeromycota, Glomeromycetes, Diversisporales, Acaulosporaceae.
AUGUUGUUCUUUCUUUCAAUAUUUAUCGCUCAAAUUUUUGUCCCUCCGACUACACCACCGCCUUACCAACCCGGCGACGGUAGCUAUGAGAAAUUCACGACCGAACCGAAAGGACCAAUAUUUUCUGAAAAAUACGAUAGAUCGAGUACACCGAUCAACGAGAAGGGACAAAUUUUUAUGGAAAGGAGAACAGAGCACAGUGAAGAUGGUGAUGAAAAAACUGCAAAGAUUUAG